Molecule: messenger RNA, 396 nt
Organism: Ilex paraguariensis (yerba mate)
Lineage: Eukaryota; Viridiplantae; Streptophyta; Magnoliopsida; Aquifoliales; Aquifoliaceae
Source: the annotation of a GenBank genome assembly
AUGUUGAGUCUCGAUUCGCCCGUUACCUUGACUUUCGAUUCAAAACCAUCACCGAUGGCAUUGUUGACGAUCACCCGGGUGAUCGUCAACAAUGCCAUCGGUGAUGGUUUUGAAUCGAAAGUCAAGGUAACGGGCGAAUCGAGACUCAACAUUGUGGUGGUUGAUGAUGAGAUUGUAGCUAAAAUUGGGGGCCCCUUAGAUGGGUCGCUUCGGGUGUCUCAGUUGGGGGUAUGCCAUACCCUGGACGUUCUAAGAAGCAAUAGCUCCAAGGAUGUCUUUUGGUUUGAUGAGGCUCAGUUUGACGAUGUUCGGCUUACUGAGUGCCUUCUCAAUCUAAAGGCGUUCGAUGGAUUAGAUGCAUCUGAGGAACACCUUAGUAUACAUGUCUUUCAAUGA